Molecule: messenger RNA, 918 nt
Organism: Stegostoma tigrinum
Lineage: Eukaryota; Metazoa; Chordata; Chondrichthyes; Orectolobiformes; Stegostomatidae
Product: monoglyceride lipase-like
Exons: 7
Coding region: 1-918 (305 amino acids)
Cellular component (GO): membrane
Molecular function (GO): lipase activity
Source: RefSeq, a predicted model, not a curated record
AUGCCGUGUUGUGGCUGGUGCAAGCCAACCUCGAGAAAGGACCGUGUGACCCCCCAAGGUCUGCCUUACAAGGAUUACCCCCACUUUAUCAACAAGGAUGGAAGUUGCAUUUUCUGCAGAUACUGGGAACCCAAUACAACGCCCAGGGGUUUAGCAAUGAUAAUACAUGGCGCAGGAGAGCACAGUGGCCGCUACCAAGGAGUUGCUGGGUUGAUGAUGAAGCAGGCCCUGUUUGUAUUUGCACAUGAUCACAUUGGCCACGGGCAGAGUGAAGGUAAGCGCAUGUACGUGUCCAGUUUCAGAGUCUUCAUCCGGGAUUCCUUGCAGCACUUUGACAUGAUUACAGACCGCUUCCCAAACCUAAAGGUCUUCAUCUUUGCACACGCUCUGGGUGGGACCAUCGCAAUCUCUGUCGCAAACGAGAGACAGAAGUACAUCGCUGGGGUGAUAUUUGUCGCACCCUUGGUCUUACUGAAUCCUGAGUCAGCAACGCCAGCCAGGAUGUUUUGUGCCAAAGUGCUGUACCACUUGUUGCCAAAUCUAAUCUUGGGAUACGUGGACCCUCGUUGGCUUUCAAGAUCACAAAAAGAGGUAAAGAGCUUCAAAAAUGAUCCUCUCAACUACCACGGACCGUAUCGGAUGAGAUUCACCGUUCAGGUGUUACAAGCGGUUGCCAAACUUGAGCACAUUUUGCCUACCAUCACUUGGCCAAUGUUGAUUUUACAUGGCGAUGCGGAUAAACUUUGUGAUAUCAGGGGCUCCUUCCUCCUGUACAAGCUGGCAGUCAGUUCGGACAAGACUAUGAAGGUCUUAAGUAAAUGUUUCCACCUGCUGCACCGAGAAUUGCCAAAUGUUACUGUAGAAGUCUUCACGUUGAUUGAGAAAUGGAUCGCCGAUAGGUUGCCGCCAGAAGAAUAA